AUGUCUUACAAUCAUAAUACCGUAACAAGACCUUUCUUUUGCAUGCUUUUGCUUGCAAGUUUCAUCUCUCAAACGCCACUUGGACAUGAAGAAUCGGUGGACAAAGUGCUUUUACGUGUGCGAUUCAAGGUUCACAUCAUCAAUGGCAUGCCGGACAAUGCGAAGCCGCUGGAGAUCACGUGCCAUUCAAACGACGACGAUCUCGAACACCAUGCUCUUUGGAAGGAUCAAGAGUUCAAGUUCAAGUUCAUCACUCAUUUUUGGAGGAAAACUCAUUUUGUGUGCAACUUCAGCUGGGGACCCAAGUCCUUGAAUGAUAUCACCGUUUUUGUAUCCAGGGAUGAAACUCGGUCGUGCAAACAGUCUGGGAAUUGCUUUUGGCAAGCAACACCCCAGGGGAUUUAUUUUAGUAGUGAUUUUCGAAAUUGUGGGUUGAGGUUUACUUGGUGA
Messenger RNA from Hibiscus syriacus, 450 nucleotides. Its product is annotated as S-protein homolog 24-like. The transcript has a single exon. Lineage: Eukaryota; Viridiplantae; Streptophyta; Magnoliopsida; Malvales; Malvaceae. Bases 1 to 450 code for a protein of 149 amino acids. The record is from RefSeq and is a predicted model, not a curated record.